AUGGCCCCACAACAGCAGGUUAUGUCCCCGCACGUGCACCAGGUUAUGGCCCCGCAAGCAAUGGCCCCGCAAGCACAUCAACAGGUUAUGGCCCCCCAAGCACAUGAGCAGGUUAUGGCCCCCCAGGUUAUGGCCUCGCAAGCACAUGAGCAGGUUAUGGCCCCGCAAGACAAGAGUCAGCUUGAAGAGGACACAAUGCCACCCGCCAAGAGAAUGAAGCAGGAGCAAGCCGUCCAAGACGAAAUGAACAUUCGCUUGGCAGCCAUGCGUAAGGAAAUGGUGGAUGCCUUGGCCAAGCACGAGGAGGAGCUGCAGGAGGCUACGCGUCGGCACCGAGCAAGAAUGCAACAGGAGGAGCAAGAGCAUGAAGCCAGGAUGAAAGCAAGAGAAGCAGCAAUGCAACAGAAGGAGCAAGAUAAUGAAGCCAGGAUGAAACAACAAGAAGAGGACUCACGACUGCGUAUGCAGGAGGAGAGGGACACUCAUGAGCAUGAUCUUGCCCUCAUCAUUGAGCACGUGUCCUCUGUGAAAGCAGAACAAGAGGCUAGGUCUGUGCAGAAAAGCCAAGAACAAGGGGCUUCGUCUGUGCAGAAAAUCCACGACGAUGCAAAGGACAGGCUGCGUGCAAAGCUAGGCAGAGCACCACUGACCACACCCUCGCCAACACAUCCUGGCCCCAGCCCGCCUUCACAGGCUUCUGUGCUAUGCCCACCUGCGCCGCGCCCUGCCCCGAUUCCCACGCAAGUUGAGCCUACGAGGCUUGCACUUGCAUUGCCGCCUCUGCCAACCCCUGCCUCGUCGGCUUUUCCAACACACGUGCCGAGCACCAGUCCGGCCUCUGCGCCUGUGCCGCCCCCCGUGCCAGACAGCCAGCAGGCCAUAAGUGCAAGCGUGUUUCCCCAGGGCAUCGGGGCGGGUCCCUUCAACUCCAGUACACACCCUGCUGCUUGGGGGGCUCUCUACCGUAUGACUCGCCAACCGGACUGUUUGGCCGACAUCAAAGCGCAGUGGGAUGCAGGUUGGCAUGCUGCUUUUAGGGUUAUACACGGGGUUAAACAUUUUACUGGGUGA
Molecule: messenger RNA, 1071 nt
Organism: Symbiodinium natans
Lineage: Eukaryota; Dinophyceae; Suessiales; Symbiodiniaceae
Source: the annotation of a GenBank genome assembly